AUGGUUGAGAUGGAAAAUGACAGCGGCAUGAUCGGUAGCUGGCUGCCUCCAAAUCCAAGCUCGAGAACCCUAUUGUCAAGCUCUUCGACUAAAGAUUUUGUCUCUAGAUCGUUACCAGCUUUCUUGGUAGAGAAUGGAAAUUUGGGGCUUUCAUGGAACCCUGGAAACCAAACGGUGGGUGUGAGCUCAAAAACAGAAGGUGAGUUGUUUGGUGACUCUAAAUCAAGCUCAAUUGGAGGGCUUGCACAGAGGAUGGCAACAAGAAAAGGUUUCAAUGUUCCAAAGCUUGAUACAGCCAACAUUCCAUCCACUAGCACAAUUUCAUCCUUGGAAAUUCCUUUGCCUUAUCUGACAAUUCCAUCGGGUCUCAGUCCUACCGCAUUGUUCGAGUCUCCAGCUUUAUUUUCAGAUAUAUCGGAUCAACCACCUCCAGCCAUAGGCAAACUUGAAUUUUUGGAGUAUCUUUCUUCAAACACAAUGCAUGCCUCAUGUUCAGCAGCGUUUGCAAAAAGUGAAUACAACAUAUUUGAAGACAUCUCUGAAGCACUUACUUUCAAGACUCCUUUAGAAUCCGAUUCACAUCACUCUAGAUUGGUGAGGAAGGAUGAGUUUGUAGCUGGAUGCAGGAAUAGCUAA
Molecule: messenger RNA, 636 nt
Organism: Zingiber officinale
Lineage: Eukaryota; Viridiplantae; Streptophyta; Magnoliopsida; Zingiberales; Zingiberaceae
Product: probable WRKY transcription factor 2
Exons: 4
Coding region: 1-636 (211 amino acids)
Source: RefSeq, a predicted model, not a curated record